CUGAUAUAAACAACAAAAAGAAGAAGACGACCAUGAGCACGACAGGAGGCAUGUUCGCCGUUCUGAAGGAGAAAGUUGGACAGGUUCUGGUUCCGGGGGACGAGUUCUGCUUUGGUGCAGAGGAAACGAUCUCUCUGUCGGAGAGCGCGAAGCCGGAGCGCGCGGUGUGUGGACCAGGGCUGCGGCGGAGCGGAGACCGCCUGGUGGUGAUGAAGAGCGGCGUGCUGCGGCACAAACCGCCGCUCACCUUCUGGAUCGAUUCCCAGCAGAAGCGGUAUGUCGCCACUAAAGGGGAGACCGUGAUCGGGAUCGUGACGGCCCGAGCAGGAGACACCUUCAGGGUGGACUUUGGCGGCAGCGAGCUGGCGUCUCUGUCUUACCUGGCGUUUGAAGGAGCCACCAAGCGAAACCGACCCAACGUCCAGGUGGGCGACUUGGUGUUUGCUCAGUUCCUCAUCGCCAACAAAGACAUGGAGCCUGAGCUGGUGUGCAUCGACGGGUCGGGGCGAGCCAAUGGGAUGGGGGCGUUUGGAGCAGGAGGUCUGCUCAUCAAAGUCUCGCUGGGGCUGGUCAGAAGGCUGCUCGCCCCCAACAGUGACAUCCGCUUGGACCUGGAGCAGCUCUUUCCAUGCGAGCUGGUGGUGGGCAUGAACGGCCGGGUGUGGGUGAGGGCGUCCAGCGUCCAGCAGACCCUGAUAGUGGCGAACCUGCUGCAGAGCUGUGACACCAUGACGACGCAACAGAGGCAGCAGCUGUUCAGGAGGGUCCAGCAGGGGGCGCUGUAGACCUGGAAGAGGCCUUGUAAGACUGUGGGCUCAGAUGGAGCUCUGUGAUUGGUUUACAGCAGCCAGCUGAUCCCUGUCAGCAGUUGGUACUGCUCUCUACAGAACCUCUUGGAGCCGUUUGUGUUGGUGGCUGUGAGAAGCUAAAGUGUGGCUCAGAGGUCAGGUGACAAUCACAUGACAUAAUUUCUGUGACAAGGGAUUCAGCAGGAAGCAUUUGUUCCAAAUAACUUCAAAUGUUUAAAUAAAGUUUUUUUUUAUUUUGUA
Oryzias latipes (Japanese medaka) is the source of this 1049-nucleotide messenger RNA. RefSeq names its product exosome component 3 (gene exosc3). Gene Ontology annotation, cellular component: cytoplasmic exosome (RNase complex); nuclear exosome (RNase complex). The record is from RefSeq and is a predicted model, not a curated record. Gene Ontology annotation, molecular function: RNA binding. Gene Ontology annotation, biological process: CUT catabolic process; TRAMP-dependent tRNA surveillance pathway; nuclear-transcribed mRNA catabolic process, deadenylation-dependent decay. Lineage: Eukaryota; Metazoa; Chordata; Actinopteri; Beloniformes; Adrianichthyidae.